This is a messenger RNA of Darwinula stevensoni, 763 nucleotides long. Lineage: Eukaryota; Metazoa; Arthropoda; Ostracoda; Podocopida; Darwinulidae. The record is from the annotation of a GenBank genome assembly.
UCGCAGGACGGCAGACGAGACACGCUGGGAGGCCCAGCCCAGUCCGAAUCCCACAUCCUGCCUUUCGUGGAUGACUAGUGGACUUGGUGCUAUCGUGCUAGUGCUGUACAUUCAGACGAUGAAACUUCCAUGUGAGAUUGGUCUCUUCUUCUUCGCGCUUAUUCAUCGCACCGUGGCGCUGGUGGGGGAACAUGUAUGCACCAAGCUUGAGCCAGCUAGCAUAGGCGUUAACGUUUCAUAUAUGUAUCCCUACCGACACGAAAGGGAAAUAAAUGGCACAAUUGCGUGGAGGAACAGCGUGAAGGUGGCUUACAGGACAGAGGUGAGGAGGGUGUACAUACAAGUUGAGGAGUGUUGCAACGGAUACGAGGCGACGAAGCAAAACACGUGCAAGCUGCAUUGUCGCAUCCCGUGCUUCCACGGCGAGUGCAAGCAACCUGAUACAUGCAACUGCGACCCCGGCUGGACGGGGAGUUAUUGCGGGAUUCCGUGUCCCUGGGACCGCUGGGGACCAGAAUGCAGGAAUCAUUGCACUUGCCUCAACCGCGGGGUUUGCGACCCAGUCGAUGGGUCGUGCAGAUGCGACACCGGAUGGAUGGGAACAUCUUGCCAGCUGCCAUGUCCCCCGGACCGCUGGGGAUACGGAUGCAAGAAUCACUGCAAUUGUGCCACCACCCACACUUGCGACCCCUCGAACGGGAACUGCACUUGCGCGGCUGACUGGACGGUACGACCCACACAACACUCUUCCACUCUCCUCUGA